Messenger RNA from Asparagus officinalis (garden asparagus), 1325 nucleotides. RefSeq names its product NAC transcription factor 29-like. The transcript is spliced from 3 exons. Bases 110 to 1039 code for a protein of 309 amino acids. Lineage: Eukaryota; Viridiplantae; Streptophyta; Magnoliopsida; Asparagales; Asparagaceae. The record is from RefSeq and is a predicted model, not a curated record. Gene Ontology annotation, biological process: regulation of DNA-templated transcription. Gene Ontology annotation, molecular function: DNA binding.
CAAAAACCCUUCUCCUCCUUUCCCCUCUCUUCCUCCAAAACAAACAUAGAUUCCCCUCUUGUAAAAAAAAAAAAAAAAAAAACUCCUUCGAAAUUAUAACAUUAAUCCUAUGUCGACAAAUCCUACCACCUCACUCCCACCGGGGUUUCGAUUCCACCCUACCGACGAGGAGCUCAUUUUACACUACCUAAGGAACAGGGCGGCAUCAACACCCUGCCCGGUCUCCAUCAUCGCAGAAGUCGAUAUCUACAAGUUCGAUCCAUGGGACCUUCCGGCUCAAGCGAUGUUCGGAGACAAAGAGUGGUACUUCUUCAGCCCGAGGGACCGGAAGUACCCUAACGGAGUCCGGCCAAACCGGGCGGCGGCUUCCGGGUAUUGGAAGGCAACCGGAACCGAUAAGCCGAUCCAUGCGGGGAAUGAGAACAUCGGAGUGAAGAAGGCCUUGGUGUUUUACAAAGGGAGGCCGCCAAAGGGACUCAAGACCAAUUGGAUCAUGCAUGAGUACAGGCUGGCUGAGGCCGGGAACACUAACAGCUAUAAGCCUUUGAAGCUCAGGGAUCAUUCUAUGAGGCUUGAUGACUGGGUUCUCUGCAGAAUCUAUAAAAAGUGCAACAAUCUCUCAUCAGUCCCUCCCUUAAUGGAUCAAGAACAAGAAGACUCAGGCACUGAGGACCCCUACAUAUCAACAAUAAACAACAUGGCACAGGAACAAAACAUUCUCAAGCUCCCAAAAUCAGCAUCAAUCUCCGAUCUCCUCGAAGAUUACCCUGCACUCUCUCAUUUAUUCGAUACCCAGCCCGAGUUGCCGGACUUCAAUUCCCUGCUCGCAUAUCCCACAUCGAACCAAAUGUUCCUCAAUGGCAGCAACAGCGCCAACGGCGAUGGGAGUAAUUAUUUAAUCCCACAUCAGUCAGAGGAUCAGAAUAGUUCUUCGAAGCGCCAGAGGACCGCUGAGGGUUACUCGAAUCAGUUUGAUCUUACUCAGUACAGCUUCUUGAACCCGCAAUUGCUGCUGAAUCCACAGUUUGGAUUGCACUGAGGGUUUAACCAUUGAUGAUAUCAAGAAGAUGAAGAGAGCCUCAAAGAAAGAGUGCAACUUGUUUGACUUUUUUAAAAAAGCUCUUUUUGUACAGAUAGAAAGUUUGUGGGGUUUGUAAUCAAUUGGUGGUGUCCGAAUUAAGAACACCAAGAUAGAUAGGAAUUCAAAGGGGGUUGGUUGUAGACAUUAAUUAUUAUGCUUGUUUGAGAUAUACAUGCAAGACAUUUUCAAAUUAUCUGAUCUAGUUUAAUGAAAAAAAUAAAAAAAAGUUGGGCUUGAUAUUGAA